AUGGAAGCCUUUGGAUCGACCAAAUUUCCGGACCCUUUGCUGGCCACUGCUGCUGGGAUUAACGCUGUCAAGGGGAGAAUUAUGGGGCUCAACUCUCCCUUCACCAUUGCUAAAAUCGAAGAGUUAGCCGCAGCGGAAGUAAAAGCGGAUAGUGAUGAGGCAGUUAAUAAUCACACCACGGCCAUCCGAAGCACUUUCGGCCUUCUCGAGUACUUCCGUGAUCACCGGUUGAACGACGUGGUGAUUCAGGCCUUGAGUGAAUUCCAGAGCAAAGUCGGUUUGAUGAAAAUGCCUGCUAUAAGUGCGGAAAAGACUACGAUUACAGACUGA
Molecule: messenger RNA, 330 nt
Organism: Aspergillus vadensis CBS 113365
Lineage: Eukaryota; Fungi; Ascomycota; Eurotiomycetes; Eurotiales; Aspergillaceae
Exons: 2
Coding region: 1-330 (109 amino acids)
Source: RefSeq, a predicted model, not a curated record